AUGGUGUGGAAACUGUGGAAACCAUCGAAAAUUACGAUUCCGAUGAACAGUGCAAAUCAGACAUUGCAGACAAUACAUGAUAAAAAACGGCUCAAUGUGGAAAUCAAGGACCGGUAUGGUAAUUACAAGGAAGACUGCUUCCCGUUACCGUCUGGGGGUUGUAGAUGCGUUGGAAAAGAUAAAGCUGGUAAUGAAGUGGUAAAGAAAUAUGAUGAUGGGGCGUUAUGCAAAAGUUUACAGAAGAGUAAAAGAACAGUUAACGAACGGCCAUCGCAGAAUAUUCGUGAUCCAGUUCGGGAACGAGCUCAAGCAAAUUAUCGUGCUGUCAUUAAUGAGUUAAAUGAAAAAUUCAAGGGACUCAAAGAAGGAUGCUUUCCAAGACCUAAGGGAUGUUUAUGCGUGAUUGGAAAGGAUCGAAACGGGCGAGAUAUCACGGAACGGCGAGAGAAGGAUCGAGAUUGUAAGUGCCAACCUGGUGAGCGUGGCCAUGGAUGUCCAAUAAGCGGCGCCUAA
Messenger RNA from Loa loa (African eye worm), 513 nucleotides. RefSeq lists its product as hypothetical. Bases 1 to 513 code for a protein of 170 amino acids. NCBI's taxonomy places the organism in Eukaryota, Metazoa, Nematoda, Chromadorea, Rhabditida, Onchocercidae. The record is from RefSeq and is a predicted model, not a curated record. The transcript is spliced from 4 exons.